AUGAAUAUCGAUCAACCAUACAAAUUGUAUGCUGUCGUAUCGCUGCUCUUAAUCUUUGUCGAACCAGUGUAUACACAAACAACAGUAAUAUGUCCAACAGCUAUUUGGAAUAGUACUUUUCGAACAUUGGCGGGAAUAUCUGGCGUCGCAGCAAGUACAGCAACUACUCUUUAUAAUCCAUAUCGUGCUGUAUUUGGACCUAGCAAUACACUGUAUGUUGCUGAUCAGUCUAAUAAUCGUAUUCAAAAAUAUGUUGGUGGAUCAGCAACAGGAACAGCGGUUACGGGUUUAACUUUAUCGAAUCCAUGUGAUGUUUAUGUUGACAAUAAUAAUGUUCUCUAUGUUCUGGAUACCAGUAACUACCGAGUAUUGCGCUGGAAUAACAAUGUUGUUACAGUAGUUGCUGGCGGUUUUGGUGCCGGUUCAACAUAUGAUAAAAUGUCAACAAGUUAUUCAAUGUUUGUUGAUGCAUCCUAUAAUAUUUACGUAUCAGAUUAUGGAAAUCAUCGUGUUGCGUUUUGGUCGGCAGGAAAUCCAAACAUGAGUCAAUUGGUGGCGGGUGGUUACGGAGCUGGAAGUACACCAGAAAAACUGUACUAUCCUCUUGGAAUCUAUGUUGACAAUAUGGGAAUCAUAUAUGUUGCUGACUAUUACAACCACCGAAUUCAAAAAUGGUAUCCUGGUGCAGCUACUGGAAUUACUGUCGCUGGACAAACAGGAGUGGCAGGAUCAUGGUCAUAUUUACUAUACUAUCCAACAGCGGUUAUUUACGACCAAUAUAAUUAUCUCUAUAUUGUUGAUUCUAGCAACAAUAGAGUUCAACGUUGGGUUCCUGGUGCCAGCUAUGGAAUAACUGUUGCAGCAUCAACAAUGUCUAAUCCACGAGGCUUAAGUUUUGAUUCAUCCGGAAACAUUAUUGUAGCUGAUAUGAGUUUACAUAGGAUCAUCUCCUUUGCUGUUUCUUGUCCCCCGAAUGCAACAACAACAGCAUCUCCAACAACUCAAGCUAUAGUACCAGUCUGUUCAACAGGUGGUUGGAAUCAAACUUUUACAAUUAUAGCUGGAUCAUCAGGGAAUCGUGGCACAUCAGCAACCUUACUUUACAAUCCAUAUAGUUCAUUUAUUGAUAUCUAUGGAAAUCUUUACGUUGUAGAUUAUUAUAAUCAUAGAAUUCAAUAUUUUCUAAGAGGUUCUACAACAGCGACAACAGUCGCAGGUAUAACAUCAAGUGCAGGUUCAAGUUAUUCUCAACUGUAUUAUCCAACAAAUAUUUAUGUUGAUUCAAACGGAAUAAUGUACAUACUAGAUGCAACUAAUUGCCGAGUACUUCGUUGGACUCCUGGAGAUCCAAUGGGUUUUUCUGUUGCAGGUGAUCAUGGUUGUGGAUCAACAGUAGAUAAAAUCGAUGUUAGCUACGCGAUGUUUAUCGAUAGUCAGUAUAAUAUUUAUAUAUCGGAAUAUGCAAAUCAUAGAGUUUCAUUAUGGACACCAAGAAAUACGACAGCUGGAACUACAGUUGCUGGUGGAUAUGGCGCUGGAAGUACAGCAGAGAAACUAUAUUAUCCGUGGGGGAUCUAUGUUGAUGCAAAUCAGGUAGUUUUUGUUGUCGAUAGAUCCAAUCAUCGAGUACAACGUUGGAAUUCAGGAGCGAUUUCAGGCUUGACUGUAGCAGGCUCUACUAGUGACCCUGGUCCGUGGUCAUAUCAAUUUAGUAAUCCAACUGCAAUUACUUUCGAUCCUUAUGGUUAUAUGUAUAUUUUGGAUACUGGAAAUUCACGUGUUCAAAAAUGGUUACCGGGAGCAACUUUUGGAACAACAGUUAUAGCAGUAUCAAUGAGUACUCCAUAUGGAUUAAUAUUUGACCGACGUGGAAAUAUUGUUAUCACUGAUCAAUUGAACUAUCGAAUUCUAUCUUUUGCUAUAACAUGUCCAAAUGCAACAACAACAACAGCAUCACCACCAACCACGCCACAAACUUCAUUAUGUACGACAGCUCAAUGGAAUUCUACAUUCUCCAUAUUAGCUGGAGUGACAUCCACUGCUGGAAGUUCGCCCACAUUAUUAUAUUAUCCAUAUAAUAUAUAUUUUGAUGGAUACAACAAUUUAUAUGUUGCUGAUACAUCAAAUCAUAGAAUUCAAUAUUAUCCUCAAGGAACGUCAAUAGGUAUAACUGUUGCCGGAAUUACAGGUUCUCCCGGUAGUACCUAUUCACAAUUGUAUAAUCCAUACGCAAUCUAUGUUGAUUCAAAUCGAGCAAUGUUCAUAUUAGAUACAACUAAUUACAGAGUUUUGAAAUGGCAAUUCGGUGACCCACGUGGUUUUCUUGUAGCCGGUGGCAAUGGAGCUGGUGCAGCGUCAAAUCAAAUCACGACAAGUUAUGCCAUGUUUGUGGAUGCCCAAUCGAAUGUAUACGUAUCUGAAUACAGUAAUCAUAGAGUAACACUAUGGCUAUCAACAAAUACAUCAUAUGGAACAAUCAUUGCUGGCGGAUAUGGUGCUGGAAGUGCAUCACAACAACUAUACUAUCCUUGGGGCAUUUGUGUGGAUUCUAACCAAGUAGUUUACGUUGUUGAUAGAAAUAAUCAUCGAGUACAACGUUGGCUUAAUGGUGCAAUAAGUGGUAGUACAGCUGCCGGUACAACUGGCGAUGCAGGCCCAUAUGCAUAUCAAUUCAGUAGUCCAACAGCAUUAUUGCUAGAUCAAUAUGGUUAUUUAUAUGUAUUGGAUUAUGGAAAUUCCCGCAUUCAAAAAUGGUUUCCAGGUGCACCUUAUGGAACCACAGUUUUAGCAGCAUCUUUCUAUAAUCCUUGUGGAUUGCAAUUUGAUCGUCUUAACAAUCUUGUUGUAGCUGAUACAUAUUAUCAUCGAAUAGUUUCUUUUGCUAUUCUCUGUCCUACAACAACAACAACAACAGUUGCACCACCGACAUCAUCACCAACACCAAUAUGCGCAACAGCUCAAUGGAAUUCUACAUUUUCAAUAUUAGCUGGAAUAACAGCGAGCAGAGGAUCAACAACCACGUUACUUUAUAAUCCAAGUGAUGCUACUUUGGAUGGAUAUCAAAAUUUAUAUGUUGCUGAUACAGUUAAUCAUAGAAUUCAAUAUUUUCCUCACGGAACAACAACAGGUAUAACUAUUGCUGGAGUUACAGGUUCUGCUGGUGGUGCCUAUUCACAAUUGUAUAAUCCAUAUGCAAUCUAUGUCGAUUCAAAUCGAGCAAUGUUCAUAUUGGAUACAACUAAUUAUCGAGUUUUGAAAUGGCAAUUUGGUGAACCCCUUGGUUAUGUUGUCGCCGGUGGCAAUGGAGCUGGUGCAGCAUUAACUCAAAUCACGACAAGUUAUGCCAUGUUUGUGGAUGCCCAAUCGAAUGUAUACGUAUCUGAAUACAGUAAUCAUAGAGUGACGCUAUGGCUAUCAACAAACACAACUUCUGGAAUAUUAGUUGGUGGUGGAAAUGGUGCUGGAAGCACAUCAGAAAGAUUAUAUAAUCCUUGGGGUAUUUAUGUUGAUGUCAAUGGGUCUAUGUAUAUUGCUGAUCGAUCGAAUCAUCGAGUUCAACUUUGGCUACCUGGAGCAAUAAGUGGUACUACUGUUGCUGGUGUAACUGGGGAUGCAGGCCCAUAUGCAUAUCAAUUAAAUAGUCCGACAGGCAUCACAGUUGAUCAAUAUGGUUAUAUAUAUGUAUUAGACUCUGCUAAUUCGCGUGUUCAACGAUGGUUUCCAGGUGCAAGUUAUGGAAUAACAGUAAUAGUUGCAUCGAUGAACACUCCAUAUGGGAUGCAAGCUGAUAAUCAAGGAAAUCUAAUUAUUACCGAUACACUCAAUUAUCGAAUUUUAUCUUUUGCUCUCUCGUGUCCUUCUGUAACAACGACAACGGCAGCACCACCACUACAAGCAACAGUUCCUGUGUGCGCUACGGCUAUUUGGAAUCAAACAUAUUCUACAUUAGUUGGAUCGCUGGGAACAGUAGGAUCAACAACAACAUUAUUAUAUAAUCCAUCGAGUAUUGCUUUUGAUGGAUAUAGAAAUAUGUAUAUUGCUGAUCUCAGCAAUCACAGAAUUCAACGAUAUGCUCCAGGUUCAAACAUUGGCACGACCAUAGCUGGUGUAACAAGUUCUGCGGGAAAUUCACGAUCACAACUUUACAAUCCAUAUGGAUUACAUGUCACUCCUAAUGGAACAAUGUUUAUAUUAGACACAACAAAUUAUAGAGUACUGCAGUGGCAAGCUGGAGAACCCAUGGGCUAUAUUGUGGCUGGUGGAAAUGGUAAUGGUGCAGCACUUACUCAAAUUGGUGUUAGCUAUGAGUUAUUUGUUGAUGAUCAAUAUAAUAUUUAUAUCUCAGAAAGUAGUAAUAACAGGAUAACAAAAUGGUCUCGCAGUAAUUCAACUGCUGGAACUUUAGUUGCUGGUGGAAAUGGUGCUGGUAAUACAGCGGAUAAAUUAGCAAACCCUUGGGGAAUUUAUGUAACUAAUCAAUCAAUAUACAUUGCUGAUCGAGAUAAUCAUCGCAUUCAAAAAUGGGAUUUUGGUGCAAGUCUUGCUAGCACUGUCGCAGGCUCGACAAGUGAUCCAGGUCCAUGGUCUUAUCAAUUCAAUAAUCCUGUAGCAAUUACAUUCGACCCGUCCGGUUAUAUGUAUAUAUUAGAUGCUGCGAAUGAUCGUGUUGUUAAAUGGUAUCCAAAUGCACCGUAUGGUAUAGCAGUAGCAUCAACAACAAUGGCUACACCAUUAUCAAUGAAAUUCGAUCCACUCGGUAAUAUUAUUAUAACGGACACAUCCUAUCACCGUGUUAUAUCAUUCAAUAUAAUGUGUCCUUCUGCAACAACAACAACAACACCAUUACCAACUCAAACAGCUAGACCAGUAUGUCAAACUGCUGUUUGGAAUCAAACAUAUUCUACAUUAGCGGGAUCAAUGGGAACAGCUGGAUCAACAUCAACAUUACUUUAUUAUCCAUAUGAUGUUCAGUUUGAUGGUUACGGUAAUAUGUAUGUGGUCGAUCAUUAUAAUCAUAGAAUUCAAAGAUUUCCUUCAGGAUCGAAUGCUGGAGUAACUGUAGCUGGGUCAAGUGGUUCAGGUGGAAGUUCACGUUCACAAAUAUAUUACCCAACAAAAAUAUGUGUUAGUUCCAAUCAAACAAUGUAUAUAUUGGAUACAUCAAAUUACAGAGUGCUUAGAUGGCAAAUGGGUGAUACAUUGGGUUAUGUCGUAGCAGGUGGAAAUGGAAAUGGUGGAGCUUUCACUCAAAUGGGCGUGAGCUAUGGAAUGUUUGUUACGGAUUCAUACAAUAUUUAUAUAUCUGAACAAUCAAAUCAUCGUGUUAUGAAAUGGCUAAAUGGAAACACAACUGCUGGAGUUUUAGUAGCUGGUGGAAAUGGCGCAGGAAAUACAGCAGAUAAAUUAAGUUCGCCAUGGGGUGUCUAUGUUGAUGUGAAUGCAUCAAUUUAUGUUGUUGAUCGUGGAAAUCAUCGUGUUCAAAUGUGGAGUCCAGGUGCCAGUGUUGGUAUAACUGUUGCUGGUUCAACAAGCGACGCAGGUCCAUGGUCAUAUCAAUUCAAUAGUCCAACAUCAAUUACUUUUGAUUCUGACGGUUAUAUGUAUAUAGUAGAUUAUAAUAAUGCAAGAAUUCAACGAUGGUAUCCCGGUGCAAGUUAUGGUACUACUGUUGCAUCCGGAGCACUGAAUCUACCAAUUGGAUUGGCAUUUGAUCGCCUUGCUAACUUGGUUGUAGCUGAUACAUCUUAUCAUCGCAUUGUUUCAUAUGGUUUAGUUUGUCCGGCAUCAACAACAACAACGACAGCACCACCAAUUCCAACAACAACUCCAUUAUGCUCAACAUCUAUAUGGAAUCAAACAAUACUAAUAAUAGCCGGCUCAACAUCAAAUGCUGGAUCAACAUCAACAUCAUUAUAUAAUCCAUAUGAUAUCGAUUUUGAUGGUUAUAAUAAUUUGUAUGUUGUUGAUUAUACUAACCAUAGAAUUCAAAGAUUCGACACAGGAUCUUUAACAGGUUCGACUGUGGCUGGUGUAACAGGAUCAGCUGGAAGUUCACGAUCACAAUUGUAUUAUCCAACAUCAAUCAGCGUAACAAAAAAUGAAACAAUGUUUAUCAUGGAUACAUCAAAUUACAGAGUGCUUAGAUGGCAAAUGGGUGAUGCACUGGGUUAUGUUGUGGCAGGUGGAAAUGGUAAUGGUGGAGCUUUUACUCAGAUUGGUGCAAGCUAUGAAUUGUUUAUUGAUACUCAAUAUAAUGUUUAUGUAUCUGAAAAUUCCAAUCAUCGAGUUACCAAAUGGUUGAGUACAAACCCAUCGAUUGGAAUUUUAGUUGGUGGUGGAAAUGGUGCUGGAAAUACACCUGAAAAAGUAAACUCACCAUGGGGAAUCUAUGUUGAUAAUAAUAGUGGACUAUAUAUUGUCGAUAGAGGAAAUCAUCGUGUUCAAUAUUGGCCAUUCGGUGCAAGUUUUGGUAGCACUGUUGCGGGUUCGACAAGCGACGCUGGUCCAUGGUCAUAUCAGUUCAAUAGUCCAACGUCAAUUACAUUUGAUUCAAAUGGUUAUCUCUAUGUUAUGGAUUUUAACAAUGAGAGAAUUCAAAAAUGGUUUCCGGGUGCUAACUUUGGUGUCACGGUGGCCGCAGCAAAUAUGUAUAAUCCAUAUGGUAUGACCAUCAAUCCAUUUGGAAAUAUAGUUGUAGCAGACACAUCUUAUCACCGUGUUAUCUCAUUUGGCCUUAUGUGUCCGGCAUCAACAACAACAACACAUGCACCACCAACCCAACCGUUAGUACCACUAUGUGCGACAGCUAUUUGGAAUCAAACAUCGUCUACAAUAGCUGGAUCUAUAUCAGCAGCUGGAUCAACAGCAACAUUGCUUAGUUCUCCAUAUGAUAUGGAUUUCGAUGAGUAUGGAAAUAUGUAUGUUGUUGAUUUUGGUAAUCAUCGAAUUCAAAAAUAUCCACUAGGAGUAUUAACUGGUACAACUGUAGCAGGAUUCUCAAUUGGAAGUGGUAGCUCACGUUCAGAAUUGUAUUAUCCAUCAGCUAUCACUGUGAAGUCAAAUGGAACUAUGUUUAUACUAGAUAGAAGUAAUUAUCGAGUAUUAAAAUGGCAAACAGGUGAUACAUUGGGUUAUACUGUUGCUGGUGGAAAUGGAAACGGUGGUACAUUCACUCAAAUUGGUGUAAGUUAUGGAAUCUAUGUUGAUGAUACUUAUAAUGUUUACAUAUCUGAACAAUCCAAUCAUCGUGUUAUAAAAUGGGCCAAUGGUAAUACAACUGCUGGUGCAUUGGUUGCUGGCGGCAAUGGCGUAGGAAGUACAGCAGAAAAACUAAAUUCACCAUGGGGCGUUUAUGUCGAUGUGAAUGGAUCAAUUUUUGUUGUUGAUCGUGGAAAUCAUAGAGUACAAAGAUGGGAUGCUGGCGUCAGUUUUGGUUUAACUGUUGCUGGUUCCACAAGCGAUCCAGGCCCAUGGUCAUAUCAAUUUAAUAAUCCAACAGCAAUUACAUUGGAUAUGUAUGGCUUUAUGUAUGUAGUAGAUUACAGUAACACAAGAAUUCAACGAUGGUAUCCUGGCGCAAGUUAUGGUACUACUGUUGUAUCAGGUGGAAUGAAUUUACCGAUUGGAUUACGGUUUGACCGUCUUGGAAAUCUAGUUAUUGCUGAUACAUCGUACCACCGUAUUAUUUCAUAUAGCUUAGUUUGUCCGGCUUCAACAACAACAACAACAUUGCCACCACCACAAAGUCGAAUUCCAUUAUGUUCAACAGCCAUUUGGAAUGCAUCGUUUACAAUGGUGGCAGGUUCAACUUCAACUGCUGGUUCAACAUCAACACUAUUAUCAUCUCCUUAUGAUGUGCAAUAUGAUGGUUACGGAUACAUGUAUGUUGCCGAUUAUAAUAAUCAUCGAAUUCAAAGAUUUCAUUCAGGAUCAAAUAUAGGAACAACUGUUGCUGGGUUCAAUCCAUCAGCUGGUAGUGGACGUUCAGAAUUAUACAAUCCCUCAGCUUUAUAUGUUGAUUCAACUGGAACUAUGUACAUAUUAGAUACAUAUAACUAUCGUGUAGUUAAAUGGCAAGUUGGCGAUUCAAUCGGUACAACCAUUGUGAAUGGUCGAGGAUCGGGCUCAACAUUUGAUAAAAUAGGAAGAAGUAACGGAUUUUUUGUUGAUACUAAUUAUAAUAUUUAUAUAUCCGAGUUCGGAAAUCAUCGAAUUACGAAAUGGGUGAAUGGAAAUAAUACUGCUGGAUCAUUAGUUGCUGGUGGGAAUGGUGCAGGAAAUACAGCAGAAAAAUUAAAUUCACCAUGGGGAAUUUAUGUUGAUAAUACCAGUGGAAUUUAUAUUGUCGAUCAAGCAAAUCAUCGUGUACAAUAUUGGCCAUCGGGUGCAAGUGUUGCAAGUACUGUUGCCGGUACAACUAGUAGUGCGGGUCCCUGGUCAUAUCAAUUCAAUACUCCAUCAGCAAUUAUGAUGGAUCCAUAUGGCUUCAUUUAUGUGUUGGACACUGGUAACGCACGUGUUCAAAAAUGGUAUCCAGGAAAUUCAUACGGAACAACAAUAUUAUCAGCAACAAUGAGCAGUCCAAUGGGAAUGUCUCUUGAUUUUUCAGGAAAUUUAUUCAUCGCAGAUACAUCUUAUCAUAGAGUUUUAUCUUUCAGUUUAUCAUGUCCAUCAAUAACUACAACAACAGCACUACCACCAACAUCAUCUCAAAGUCAAAUUUGUGCAACAGCAAUUUGGAAUCAAACAAUUUCAGUUUUAGCUGGCAUAACAUCAAGUGCUGGAUCAACAGCAACAUUAUUAUAUAAUCCAUCUGAUGUUCAUUUUGAUGGAUACAGAAAUAUGUAUGUUGCUGACAGAACCAAUCAUAGAAUUCAAUUUUUUCGCUCAGGACAAACAAUAGGAACCACUGUUGCAGGAAAUUCAGGUUUAGCUGGCUCUGGAAGAAGUGAACUAUAUAAUCCAUAUGGAAUAUCUGUAACAUCGAGUCAAACAAUGUAUAUACUAGAUACAACAAAUUGUAGAGUGUUAAAAUGGCAACUUGGACAACCGAUGGGAUAUGUUGUAGUAGGUGGAAAUGGUAAUGGUGCAGCAUUCACUCAAAUAGGAACUAGCUAUGCAUUCUUUCUUGAUGCUCAAAAUAAUGUUUAUGUAUCUGAAUAUUCAAAUCAUCGUGUUACUUUAUGGCUCGCUAGAAAUACGACUAGUGGAUCUUUGGUUGCUGGUGGGAAUGGUGCAGGAAAUGCAAAUGAAAAAUUAAAUUCACCUUGGGGUGUCUAUAUUGAUUCAAAUCAAACAGUUUAUGUUGUUGAUACAGGAAAUCAUCGUGUACAACGUUGGGAUGCAGGAUCAAGUACUGGUGUGACAGUAGCAGGUUCUACCAGUAAUCCUGGCUCAUGGUCAUAUCAAUUUAGUAGUCCAACAUCAAUAAUAUUUGAUCCAUAUGGCUAUAUGUAUGUAUUAGAUGCGGGAAAUGCUCGAAUUCAACGAUGGUUUCCAGGAGAUAGCUAUGGUAAAACUGUUGUAUCAGCAACUAUGAGUAAUCCAUCCGGAAUGAAAAUUGAUCUUUUUGCUAAUCUUGUUAUUGCUGAUGUAUCAUAUCAUAGAAUAUCAUCUUUCGCUCUAUUAUGUCCUGCGUCAACAACAACAACGACUGCACCUCCAAUGGUCACAACGGUUCCUCUAUGUUCAACAGCUACAUGGAAUGCAACAGGAGGAAUAGCCGCUGGUUCGACAAGUACCGCAGGAUCAACUUCCGGAUUACUUUACUAUCCAUAUGAUGUUUCAUUUGAUGGCUAUAAUUAUAUGUACGUUGUUGAUUAUUAUAAUCAUAGAAUUCAACGAUUUCCAUCAGGAUCAAACACGGGUGCGACUGUAGCAGGUUCGACAGGUUCAGCUGGAGGUGCACUUGCACAAUUAUACUAUCCAACAGCGAUGGUUGUAACAAAAAAUGGAACAAUGUUUAUUGCGGAUACAUCAAAUUAUAGAAUUUUACGGUGGCAAUUAGGAGAUCCCAUAGGUUUUGUUGUUGCUGGUGGAAAUGGAAAUGGUGGAGCAUUUACUCAAAUUGGUGCAAGUUAUUCUGUAUUUCUUGAUGAUCAAUAUAAUAUUUAUGUAUCUGAACAAACAAAUCAUCGUGUUACGAAAUGGUUUAAUGGAAACACAACUGCAGGAACUUUAAUUGCUGGUGGGAAUGGUGCUGGUAGUACGGCAGACAAAUUAAAUUCUCCCUGGGGAAUCUAUCUUGAUAGUAAUAGUAGUCUAUAUAUUUCUGACAGAUCGAAUCAUCGAAUACAACGAUGGGAUUUAGGUGCCACCAAUGGUAUAACUGUUGCUGGGGAUACCAGUGGAGCUGCUGGCUCUUUUGCCUAUCAAUUAAAUAGUCCAUCAGAAGUUAUAGUUGACCAAUAUGGUUUUAUUUAUAUAUUAGAUGCUGGUAAUGCGCGUGUACAAAGAUGGUCUCAAGGUUCUACAUUUGGUGUAACUGUUUUGUCGGCAACAAUGAGUAAUCCAUUAGGAAUGGCAAUGAAUUCCCUUGGAAAUCUAUUUAUAGCUGAUACAAAUUAUCAUCGUAUUCAAUCAUUUUCUGUUUAUUGUCCAGCAACAACAACAACUAAUGCUCCAUUAUCAGCACAAACAACAAUCCCAUUGUGUUCAACAGCUAUGUGGAAUUCUUCAGUGACCCUAAUAACAGGCGCAACAGGAAGUGCUGGAAGUACACCAACAUUUCUUUCGAGCCCAUUCGACGUACAAUUUGAUCAAUAUCAACAAAUGUACGUUGUUGACUAUGGUAAUCAUAGAAUUCAGCAGUUUACAUUAGGCUCCAAUGUUGGACGAACAGUUGCUGGUAUUACAGGAUCCGCUGGAAGUACACUAGGACAGCUUAACUAUCCAGCUGCAAUUUAUAUUGAUUCCAAUGAUGUUAUGUAUAUAUUAGAUUCAUCAAAUUAUCGCGUUAUACAAUGGCCAUUAGGAAGUCAACUUGGCAGUGUUGUCGUGAAUGGACGUGGUGCAGGUUCAACAUUAGAUAAAAUCGGUGUUAGUUAUGCUAUGUUUGUAUUUAAUAAUACAUAUAUUUAUGUAUCUGAAAAUGGAAAUCAUCGUGUCACCAAAUGGACCAUAUCUAAUAAUAACCUUGGACAACUGAUGGCAGGUGGUGCUGGUGCUGGUAGUACAGCAGAAAGACUAAAUUCUCCAUGGGGUGUUUACGUUGAUAGCAAUGCAACUUUAUAUGUUGUUGAUCGUUCGAAUCAUCGUAUUCAACAAUGGACUUAUGGAACGCCAUAUGGGACAACUGUAGCUGGUCAGAGCACAGUAGCUGGAUCAUGGUCGUAUCAAUUUAAUAGUCCAACUUCGAUUACAUUCGACCAAUAUGGUUACAUGUAUAUUUUGGAUGCGGGUAAUUCACGCAUUCAAAAAUGGUUAAUAGGCAUGACUUAUGGUGUAACGGUUGUAUCGGCAUCAAUGUCAACUCCUUAUAGUAUGAGUUGGGAUUUUUCAAAUAAUUUAUUCGUUGCGGAUACUUCAUCACAUCGAAUAAUAUCAUUUAAUAUUUUAUGCCCUCCAACAACAACCACAACAUUAGCAUAUCCAACAUUACCACAGAAUUUAGCAUGUCAAACUGGUGUUUUUAAUGCAAGCUGGACAAUUGUUGCUGGAAGUACGUCAACUGCAGGAACAUCAGCUGCAAAUUUAAAUAGCCCGUAUGAUGUUUUCAUUGAUGGAAAUUUCAAUACUUAUGUUGCUGAUUAUUCCAAUAGUAGAAUUCAAAAGUUUCCAACAGGAGUUCUAUCUGGAACGACUGUUGCUGGUUAUACACUUACUGGUGGUUCCUCUUAUUCACAAUUAUUAAAUCCAACAUCAAUAUUUGUUACGUUAGAUGGAUCCAUGUAUAUAGCUGAUGCAUCAAAUUAUAGAAUUCAAAAAUGGCUGCCAAAUCAACCAUUAGGAUUUACUGUUGCUGGUGGAAAUGGAAAUGGUGCUACACUUAAUCAAAUCGGUCUUGUUUAUUCAAUUUUUGUUGAUAAUCAAUCUAAUAUAUAUAUUUCGGAAAGUACUAAUCAUAGAGUUACUCUAUGGUUCGCUUCUAAUACAACUGCCGGUCAAUUGGUUGCUGGCAUUGGUGUUCUCGGAAAUUCAUCGAUUCAUUUAAAUAGUCCAUAUGGUUUAUAUGUUGAUUCCAAUGGAACUAUUUAUGUAGUUGACAAAGCUAACCAACGUGUCCAACAAUGGCAAAAAGGUUUAACCUACGGUAUUACUGUUGCUGGAGUAACAGGUAUUUCUGGGUCGAAUUCAUCUCUUUUAAAUGCUCCUACUGCAAUUACAUUUGAUUCCAAUAAUUUUAUGUAUAUUAUGGAUGCAGGAAACAAUAGAAUACAAAGAUUUGCACCUGGUUCUUUAACCGCAGAUACUAUGGCUGCUAUGGCGUUUAGUACACCGAGAGGCAUGCGACUUGAUUCAGUUGGUAACUUAUAUGUCGCUGAUCAAAAUAAUCAUCGAGUCGUUCUGUUUCGAUGUGUCUAUAACGCAUCAACAACAACACUUACAACACUUACGACUACGGCAGGACCUACAACAACAUCAACAAGUACGAGUACUACGAGUAGAACAACAUCAUCAAGUACCAGCACAUCAACAUCAUCCACUAGUACUACAACAACAUCGACACAAACUACGGCAACAACGUCAACAACUACUACGACAACAACAUCAACAACUACUACGACAACAACAUCAACAAGUACUUCGUCAACAACUGAAACUACGACAACAGGACCGCCUACUACUACAGUUACUACUACAACAACCGCUACAUCAACAACCACUACAUCAACACAAUCAACUACCACAACAGCUACUACUACAACAACCACUACAGCAACAACCACUACAGCAACACAAUCAACUGCUACAACAGCUACUACUACAACGGAAUCGACUACUACAACAGCUACUACUACAACAUCAACUACAACAACAGCAUACAUAUCUACCACGACAACUGGUACCACUACGACGUCUACAACGACAACCACUACUACGUCUACAACGUCAACCACUACUACGUCUACAACGUCAACCACUACUACGUCUACAACGACAACCACUACUACAUCUACAACGACAACCAUUACUACGUCUACAACGGCAAGUACUACUACGUCUACAACGGCAACCACUACUACGGCUACAACAGCUACGACUGGUGCAACAAAUGCAAAUAGUCAAUCUGCGAGUGGUGCGAGUACAGGAUCAGAUCAGGGUUGGUCAAAUGUAGGUAUUGGGGCUGGUAUUGGUAUUGGCGCUGCAGCACUUCUUAUAGCUACUGUUAUUGGUGGAAUCUUAUUGGCCAAAAAAGUUUAUGGAGCAUCAUCAGCUCCUAGCAGCGCAACCAAUUCUAUGAACACUAAGAAAAGUGUCACGAAAGUGGAAAAGAUUUCAUCGGAAGAAAGAUCGUCAUUUUCUCCAAAUAAUCAAAACCAAUCGUCAAAUGCGAAGACAACCGAAAAUUCUUCUUCAAACCCGAAGUCUACUACAAAUACUUCCCCGAAAAAUGACUCGGGCUCGAAUGCAGUAUCAAAUGGUGAUCGUGGUUAUCCCCCAUCAGGACAAAUGAACGUAAAUGCUCGUACCUAUAAUAUUCAUGUUGUCAAAUGA
Rotaria socialis is the source of this 13656-nucleotide messenger RNA. Lineage: Eukaryota; Metazoa; Rotifera; Eurotatoria; Philodinida; Philodinidae. The record is from the annotation of a GenBank genome assembly.